AUGGUUUAUGAGGUUACCACUGAGGGCACGACAAUCACGCUACCAACUACGGAAGGGUCAAGUACUACAGACGUUACCACUGAGGGCACGACAAUCACGCUACCAACUACGGAAGGGUCAAGUACUCCGGCCGUUAUUACAACCACUACAACUAGUACAACGCCUACAACUACUGCAACGCCUACAACGACUACAACUACUACAACUCCUACAACUACUACAACGCCUACAACUACUACAACGCCUACAACUACUACAACGCCUACAACUACUACAAGGCCUACAACUACUACAACGCCUACAACUACUACAACGCCUACAACUACUACAAGGCCUACAACUACUACAACGCCUACAACUACUACAACGCCUACAACUACUACAAGGCCUACAACUACUACAACGCCUACAACUACUACAAGGCCUACAACUACUACAACGCCUACAACUACUACUAGACCUACAACUACUACAAGACCCACAACUACAACAAGACCCACAACUACAACAAGACCUACAACUACUACCCGAAGGCCUGCUCAGCCAUUCCUGUGCACUAGGGACGGUUAUUUUGCCAUUGCUACACCAGCAGAUAAAGCUCGGUUCUGUCCAAGAUCUAAUCCGCUAUGUGACUAUGUUGCAUGUUCGUGGGACCCCAGUCAAGGAAGAUUUUUCCGUGUGUUUUACAGGUGCCCAUUAGAUUCCAACGAUAAGGAUUACAAUUUUGUGGAGAGUACACAAACCUGUGUUUUAGCGGCUUUGUCGUCUCCAGGUGGAAAUAAAGAAGGGUUCCAUCCUUCUCAUUGCCCACCCGUUUUGAGGUCUAGCGUCUCUACGAAGUGGAUUUUAUACUUCUUUUUGGUUGUAAAUCAUCUUAUACAUUGAUGGAACUGAUGAAGCCAAAAAAACGAAAAAUUGGAGUACAUGCAUAAAUAAUAUGUAUGCAAGUACUCCAACCAAACCCCUUGAGGGUGCGUUUUCUUAAUUUCUACCGUUGUCUGAAUUUCCUCAUCGGACUGAGAUAGAAGAUAGGUCACCCGUGACAAGAGGUCACCUGCGAAAGAUUUAUUUAGUUUAAAAAAAAUGCCGAGAACUACACCCCCUGAACCUGUGGUUCUCAAAUUUCGAACGUUUUCUAAUCACUAGUCUCAUCUGACCAAAAUUUUUAUAUUUAAGUUUACAGCAAGAUUUUGGAUAAGUAAUUAUCUCUGUAUAAUUUUGGAAUUGCAGUUAGGUCUUUUUCCCCGUUUUUAUUGUGUACUUAGGUAGUUUUAGAAUUAGUCCGGCGAUAUGCAUUUUAUUAUUUUAUAAUAAUCCUACCAGACAUAUUUUACGUUUUAUAACGUAAAAUGCGUCUGGUAGGAUGCAGAUAGGAUAAUUAUAUGUAUGCAUGGGAUGCGUGAAAUAAAAGUAUAUAAGCUUUGUAAGACAAAUUGUCUCAGACAUUGUCUAAGACAAUGUCAAAAAUUCAUAAAUUUAUCAUGUUUAAUUUUUAAUUUAUCUAUCUAAUCCUUCUUCCACUCUUAUUAAUAUAAAGCUCUCAUUACUAAUAACCUUAUUGCCACUUUUCUAUUAUAAUAUGAAUAUUUAUUGUACAUGAACAGCUUAUACAAAUCCAUUCACAAAUACGAUUACUGGCCAAGUUAAAAGUUUUAGAUCUUAUUCGUAUACGCUAUUUGCGACUAAAAUUAAUUUUUAAUUAGGACAAGUAUUUUCAGAAAAGCUUAUUCCUACUUUUUUUUUACUUGUAUUUAACCUGAGAAUGCAAAUUAUGAGAAGCUAGUAUAUUUGAAAUAUAAAUAUAUGCUAAUAUCACAUACAUAUUUAUUUAAAUACAUGUAUGGACAUACAUGGGCAGAAAUAUUCAUUUUAGUAAUAAACAAUAGACUGAAUAUUUUUAGCUCACCUAUAGUAUUUAUAUGUUGUAUGUAUGUAAUGAUUUUCAUGUAAUGAAUGCUGAGCUUACAUAUGUAUGUAUGUAGUUGCACGACUGAAAUCUGGAUUUAAAUAAAUAUUAUGCAUCAUGCAAUCAUAUAAACGUUGAA
Messenger RNA from Folsomia candida, 2045 nucleotides. RefSeq names its product integumentary mucin C.1-like. The record is from RefSeq and is a predicted model, not a curated record. The coding region runs from base 1 to 885 and encodes 294 amino acids. NCBI's taxonomy places the organism in Eukaryota, Metazoa, Arthropoda, Collembola, Entomobryomorpha, Isotomidae. The transcript has 4 exons.